AUGUACAUUGAUGAGGAACAUGCAGGGAGUGGGAAUGAAAGUGACGGCAACGUUGAGGAAGAGCUGCAAGGUCAAGGAAUACAGGAAUCACUACGUAUACAGGAAGACAUGGCAGUAUUCGUUGCUAAUAGAAAUUUUCACCGAUACCGAACUGGUCAGUAUCGCCAAAGGCUAGAUGGAAGAACUUGGAAACAUCGCAUUCGCCGGCUGAACAAAAACUGGCAGCCGCUCAUUCCUGCUCUCAUAGAUGCCUACACCACCUGGAAGUAUUCCCCGCCACCCCAUAUUGUUACAUACACCGACCCAGAUGCCUCUCCUCUUGUUGAUGGAAGAGAUUUUGACAUCAACAUUCUUGACAUCCACGAUUUGGCUCACAUUGCAGUCAUUCCGUGUGGCGAGGACGAUGAAGGUGCUGUCGCUUUGGUACGCGCAGGAUACCUAGGCUGCACACCUCAGAGGCCAUCCCUAGCGAUUUCACUCCGGACGCUUGAGUUAUUUUACACAAUACAUAUGUUCAGGCCGUCAUUUAGUAUCGAGGCCUUCACCAAGGUUGUUUGCCAUGUUCAUUCAGUGACUUAUCGUCGGGGUUACCGUAGUGCAAUCUCGGAUGCCUUUGACACUUACAUUAUCAUUCGGCGUCACCUCGACUCCAGAGUCGCUCAUGAACUCGGUCAAGACACCCAAAACUACCGCGUUUUGAGCAGCUGCCCUCCAUGCAACUAUGAGGUGAGCCCCCUGGAAAUCCUGAAAGAUGAGCCGCCAUUGAAAUUUUCCCGAAUGUUUGUAUUAGAUGGCAAUAAUUCGCUCAAACGUAUGCAGGGUGCUGGCAAUCGACAAGUGGCCGAUGAUCGCGUAUACCAAGACAGCGACUACUUCCUCCCUGAGGAGUAUGUCAAUCAAUUCGGUAACGAGGUUCCUCGAGGGCGUACUCAAACAGAAGACGAAGACGCCGAAGAACCAGGGUUAGAGCAAGGAGGAGAUCCAACUGACGGUCAGACAUCGAUGUCAGAGACCUCCCCGCUUCAGAAAUGCACUUCUAACUGGAAGGCUGCCGCUGGCGAUGCUGCAAAGAAGAUGUGGGAUGGAUUCCAUGAGACGGGGAUAUUCACCAGCGCGUGUCGGCACGGCUUUAUCAUUUGGCUAACGGAUAUGAUUCGGAGUGGUGAACUAGCAAAAUACCCGCUUGCCAUCACUGCGAAAGCAUUAGAAGUGUUUGGCAAAAAUCUGCUCAUUGGUUACGAUAUUGGGUGCAGCUUUUCGGAAACUAUAGCAAAGACCUCCCUGAAUGAAGCCUUUCAGAAGAAGAAAUGCUGCACUUGUGUCAACGCAUUCCACGGCUACAGCCACAACGCUCUCUGUCAACAAUCUUUUCACCUGACACACAUCAAGGGGAUGGGUCUCGAAGACCUCGAAACUCUCGAACGAAUCUUUUCACAGUCAAAUCAACUGGCUGCAGUCACGCGAUAUAUGAGCCGCUACCACCGCAAAGUCUUCAUCGACCUUUUCUUUCGGCAAUGGGAUUCUGAUAAGUAUGCGAAUCUUGGGACCAUGCUUUUCAACAAUUACAUCCAAGCCCUCCACAUUCUUGAAACUGAGGCUGCGGAACUGGCGCAUGACCUUGAACAAUUCAACCUGACGGAAUCUGAUUUAGAGGCAAUGUGGGUGGACCAAGCUGGACAUUUCAAGGAGCUGGGAAAAGAACGUGUGGAGGAGGUCAAUGGUGUUGCGUAUGUUGAACUGCUACAACAACUGCGAGAUAUUGAAGCAGCCUUGGAACAAUCUUAUACAGCAUUCCGCAUUCAAGAGCCCGAAGAUUUUGAGCAGCUACCACCCCAUUCCUCAUACUCCUCGGGGCUAUCCAAAACUCGUAAAACUGAAACUUGUCGUCGCUUUCUUGGAGAGAAGCGAGACAAUGUCUUGUGGGAGAUCCUCCAGAUGGAGAGUCAGAUGGAUGUACGGCGGCGGUGGACCCCUCUGGACUCUGAGUACAAGGCGGCCCUCAAGUAUAUGACUGAACGCAAAUACCUACAAGCUCUGGAGAACCUGCAUCUUCUUGUUAUCAAACAGCUGUUCGAGAUGCACAAGCUUAACAUGUCGGGAACAGGCUACAAAAUGAGAACUCAUAUUGCUCAAGCACUUCAACGUCGAGCGAAAGCUAUUCGAAAUGCUGUCAACGAAUACAAUAAGCAUGCGUUGAUGCUAGAUCCCCCUCGCGACACAUUGGAUUGGACAAAAAAAUGGGCGCAGCCCUUGUACCGUGAACUUAUGAACCAUGUUCAUAAGGUGAGUAGGGCCCGGGAGGAGAUCCACCGCGUUAACAUCGAGCUCCGGCGCCUUCACACCCGGAUUGUUGAUGAAGAGAAACUUUUUGCCAGUACUUUGGAACAUCUCAGGGGGUCACUGAUGUUAGGACCGGUGCUCGAAUAUGUGACCCGCCGUCGGGAGGUCAAUAAAUUACUAAUUUCUCACAUCAAUGCAACGUACAACCUUCCAGGUUUCACAGGGACUCCAUAUCCUGGUGAGAGCAUCAACCCUGUCCACGCCACAUAUCCGCACACCCCAUCGGCAUCCGAGAUGCAUGAACCCGAUACCUCCCCGCCUACAUUGCCUGGUCACAAUGCCGGUAGUUCUAAUGUUCCACAUUCUACACCUGAUGAUCGACAACCGCAGUUUGAAGAUGAUAAUUCAGAGGAUGAGGGACCUUUGGAAGACGACAAUGAGUUUGUUGAUGAUAUGGGGAAGGUCGUAGACUUCAUUGCGGGACUAUGA
Lentinula edodes (shiitake mushroom) is the source of this 2769-nucleotide messenger RNA. RefSeq lists its product as uncharacterized. The record is from RefSeq and is a predicted model, not a curated record. Bases 1 to 2769 code for a protein of 922 amino acids. The transcript has 8 exons. Lineage: Eukaryota; Fungi; Basidiomycota; Agaricomycetes; Agaricales; Omphalotaceae.